AUGCCGAUUACCAAGAAGCGCAAGGUUGCACAUGCAGCACCUGCUGCGCCCGUCGAAGAAAGCGACGUUGCAUCAAAUGCCAGCGCGUCAAGCCCUCAACCCGCCGCUGAGGAUCCUGAGGUCGAAGAUGCUUCCUCCGACACUGAGCCCAGCGCGCCCAGUGCCCCCAAAACGUUCAAAGAGCUGGGUCUGAUUGACUCUCUCUGUGAGGCCUGUGACAAAAUGGGCUACAAGGCCCCUACACCAAUCCAGGCCGAAUCAAUUCCGCUGGCGCUUCAGGGUCGUGAUAUUAUCGGUUUGGCUGAAACUGGAUCUGGAAAAACCGCCUCUUUCGUUUUACCCAUGCUUCAAGAGCUCAUGGAAAAACCCCAACCGUUUUUCGGACUCGUAAUGGCCCCGACCCGUGAAUUGGCAUAUCAGAUUUCGCUCGCAUGCGAGUCCCUCGGCGCAACAAUCAACGUCAGAUCUACCACGUUGGUGGGCGGCAUGGAUAUGGUUCCUCAGUCAAUCGCUUUAGGAAAGAAGCCUCACAUUAUCGUUGCCACACCCGGCAGACUUCUCGAUCACCUCGAGAACACAAAAGGAUUCUCUCUUCGCAACCUAAAAUUCCUAGUCAUGGACGAAGCAGACAGACUCCUUGAUAUGGAUUUCGGCCCCAUUCUUGAUAAGAUUCUCAAGGUCCUGCCGCGCGAGCGCAGAACCUUCCUAUUCUCCGCCACUCUGAGCUCAAAAGUUGAAUCUCUCCAGCGAGCCUCACUGUCAAAUCCGGCCCGUGUAUCGAUCUCUUCCAGCAAGUACGCUACUGUGGAAACCCUCCAGCAAACUUAUAUUCUUCGUCCUUUCAAACACAAGGACAUCUACCUCGUCUACCUCCUCCACGAAUUCAUCGGCCAGUCCGUUAUCAUCUUCAUGCGUACUGUUCACGAGACGCAGCGUGUUGCUUUCCUGUUGCGUGGUCUGGGCUUCGGUGCAAUCCCUCUUCAUGGGCAGAUGUCUCAAUCUGCACGUCUUGGGGCACUGGGCAAAUUCCGAUCGAAGAGUCGCGAGAUCCUAGUUGCCACUGAUGUUGCUGCUCGUGGUUUGGAUAUUCCCUCUGUGGACUGCGUUCUAAACUUUGACUUGCCAACCGACAGCAAGACCUAUAUUCAUCGAGUAGGCCGUACAGCACGUGCUGGAAAGUCUGGGACCGCCAUCUCCUUUGUCACACAAUAUGAUGUGGAAAUCUGGCAGCGUAUAGAAGCUGCGAUGGGCAAAGAGUUGGAGGAGUACCCCGCCCCGAAAGACGAGGCCAUGGUCUUUGCCGAGCAAGUGAGUGCCUCGCAGCGUGACGCGAUUCAGGCAAUGAAGCACUACGAUGAGAAGAAGGGAGCCAAGGGCAAGGGAAAGUUCUCGUUCAAGGGCAAGCGAAGUCGCGACGCCAUGGACCAGGAAGAGGGCUAG
Penicillium coprophilum is the source of this 1440-nucleotide messenger RNA. It is a transcript of the gene rrp3, whose product is annotated as RNA-dependent ATPase RRP3. The transcript has 2 exons. Lineage: Eukaryota; Fungi; Ascomycota; Eurotiomycetes; Eurotiales; Aspergillaceae. Gene Ontology annotation, molecular function: ATP binding; nucleic acid binding; RNA helicase activity. The record is from RefSeq and is a predicted model, not a curated record. The coding region runs from base 1 to 1440 and encodes 479 amino acids.